AUGACACUGGAAGCUGGCACCCUACGUGUGACACUCCAAUACGCCAAGGACAUCAAGGACUGCGACUGGUUUGGCCGUCAAGACCCGUACGCCAGGCUGCGCAUCGGAAGCCAAGAGAGGCUUUCCCGGGUUUGCCGUGAUGGCGGCCGCAACCCAGUUUGGGAUGAGGCCUUUGAGUUCACCAUCAUCAACGAGAACACUUUAGAAAUGAUCCUCAUGGACCAGGAUACUCUCAAGCGCGACGACCUUAUCGGUACAUGUACCAUUAGCCUCGCGCGAGUCCGCGAGCAAGGUCACGACAUCGUGCAGGCGCCUGUGUCCAAUGGAAAGAAGACUCAAAAGCAGCAAGGUUUUGUGCAAGUCAGCCUCUCCUUUGUUCCUAACUCCAGGCUACGGCCGUCCAGCCAACCAGCUGCCUACCAUCCGGCAGCGCCCAUGCCAGCCUACAGCUACACCACUGCGGCACCUCCGCCAGGCCCCACAGGGUAUUAUUCUGCACCGUCCUUUCAUUAUAGCCCGUGUUUAGGGACCCAUCAACCAGCAACGGUCGCUUCAGGUUGGCCAGUAUGCCCAGUACCACCUGUACGACAGCGAGCGCUGCCACGCGCUGCUGGUGAUGCUGCUGCUAAGUACAGCCCCGAUGCGGGUGUAGACCUCCUGGGUGAUGAACUGCUGGACCUGCUGGCGGGAAACCCGCUGCCCACACUGGGCCCCCAUGCACCCGGCACCACCGCCUCGGAUGCCGAUUGGCAGGAGGCAGGAGCGGACUGCGGAGCGCCGUGCAUCUGA
Molecule: messenger RNA, 789 nt
Organism: Volvox carteri f. nagariensis
Lineage: Eukaryota; Viridiplantae; Chlorophyta; Chlorophyceae; Chlamydomonadales; Volvocaceae
Exons: 5
Coding region: 1-789 (262 amino acids)
Source: RefSeq, a predicted model, not a curated record